UUUUCAGAUCCAAGAAUCCGAGAUUGAAGAAGUGAACAUACCCGAAGGUUUUUGACUAGCGGAGACACUUCCGUGGAGCCCACAACUCAACCUCGUCAAUCCACAAGUCCAUCGCCGCCCGCGACAAGCUCAUCUCCCUUCAAGAUGGCGCAUCGCGCCGACGCAGCAGCACUCCUCGACAAUCGAGGCUACAGCGGCCCUCUCCUCCGCGGCAAAAAUCCCGCGACCCUGAUCGAAACCGGUGUGCGGGACCGGAUCACGGAAUCCUACUACUGGAAAGAGCAAUGCUUCGGGCUGAACGAGGCGACGUUAUGCGACCGCGCCGCCGAGCUCACGUACAUUGGCGGGACGUAUAGUGAUUUUGGGCGGCCGACGCCGUUCCUAUGCUUGCUGUUCAAGAUGCUGCAAUUGCAGCCGUCGAAAGCGGUCGUUAAGGAGUACUUGGACUGGACGGAGGAGGAGGAUGAGAAGAGUGUGAAUGGCGAUGAUGCGGAGAUGGGGAAUGGAGAUUCGAAGCCGGCCAACGGGGAUUCGCAUAAUGGUCGACUAGGAAGUCGGAAUGACUUCAAAUACCUCCGUGCGCUGGCUGCUUUCUACAUCCGGCUCGCAUGGGAUCCGGUCGAAAUCUACUCCACCCUCGAACCGCGACUCGAAGACUAUCGUAAACUGAAGCGACGGCUCAAGGACGGGUUCAUCUUGACGUAUAUGGACCAGUUCAUCGACGACCUCCUCAGCAAAGACCGCGUGUGCGGAACCGCGCUGUGGAAGCUGCCUACCCGAACCAUGCUGGAAGACGACGGAAAGCUAGAGCCGCGGGAAAGCAAGGUCGCGGACCAGUUACACUCCGACUCCGACGUCGAUAUGAGAGACGACGACGACGCCCGUUCCCCUAGCCGUACAUCCUCCCCACCCACCCCUCGCGCACGCAGCCCAUCUACCUCUCCCGAACGCGUCGUCAAGCGCAAGCGAUCACCCUCCCCUCGCUCCCUCCCCGCCCCCAAACGCAUCUCCCCCGGCCUUCAAGCACCCUCACAAACUACCGCCCCCUCCGGCCCACAACCCACCGCCAACGACGAAGCCACCAAAUCCGCCCGGCAAGUUGGCCCCACCAAAUCCUCCUCCAACGUCCGCAUGACGACGUACAUCGACUUCGCCCCGGACGUCUGCAAGGACUACAAGCAGACCGGCUUCUGUGGCUACGGCGACAACUGCAAGUACCUGCACGCGCGCGAGGACUAUAAGGCGGGUUGGGCGCUGGACAAGGAGUGGGAAGUGGAGCGGAAUCGGAAGAAGGGGGGGGUGGAGAAGGAGAAGGAGGAGAAGGAGGGGGAGAAGAAGGAGGAGAUCCCGUUCGCGUGCUUUAUUUGUAAAAAGGGGUAUUCGAAUCCCGUGGUGACGAAGUGUGGGCAUUAUUUCUGCGAGAAGUGCGCGUUGGAGCGGUUUAAGAAGUCGCCGGCGUGCGCGGCGUGUGGAGCGGCGACCGGAGGGGUGUUUAAGACGGCGAAGAACUUGAUGAAAAGGAAGGAGAAAGAGAAGGCGGAGGUGUGAGGAGUAGAUAGAAUUCAUUCCGUCUCGGAUCUAUGACACUAUGAAUGAGGCACCAUUUUCUUGAUACAAUAUGAGAAAUGUCGACGUCACAUGUAUUCUGGAUGCAGCCCGUUUUGAAUUG
Messenger RNA from Eremomyces bilateralis CBS 781.70, 1669 nucleotides. Its product is annotated as PRP38-domain-containing protein. Bases 145 to 1548 code for a protein of 467 amino acids. Gene Ontology annotation, cellular component: U2-type spliceosomal complex. The record is from RefSeq and is a predicted model, not a curated record. Gene Ontology annotation, biological process: snoRNA splicing. NCBI's taxonomy places the organism in Eukaryota, Fungi, Ascomycota, Dothideomycetes, Eremomycetales, Eremomycetaceae. Gene Ontology annotation, molecular function: metal ion binding. The transcript has a single exon.